CACCCUGCCUCAGUGAAUAAAUUUAUUGAAGGGGUGAGUGACCGAGCGAGCGAGCAACCAAAGACCACGGACGCGGCGGACGCUUCUUCUCGGCCUCGCUCUGUGUCUGUCUCUGUUAUUUACCAUCUUCAUUCCGACUAUCAUUUUUCCUUUUCAGCCGUUCCAAUCCAAGUGAGCUAGCUGUCUGGAACUUGAUUUCAAUUUUAAUUUGAGCAUUUGAAUGUGUUUCUGCUAGUGGGUUUGGCUCUCUAUCUCCAAUGUACUUUGCAUUGCCAUGUGGUUCAGAUGUACUUUGUCCAGAAAGAUCACACUACCAAUACGUAUCUCUUACAAUUUCGUGGCUGGAAAUGAUGCUAAUGGUUUCAAGUAUGCUUCCUCGUCCUCCCAAUUUGCGCUUGCCUACUUGAACUCCAGUCCCACUUCCUCUGAUGAUGAUGACCGUGAAUUUUCCAUUGCUGCUGCUACUUCUACUAGCUCUUGCUUCAGAAUCCAAAACCACAUCAUCCACCAUAUCUCCUGUGAAUUGGAAACUAUCAGAGUUGUUGAAAAACUUAGAAGUCUUGGAACAGAACCCAAGGGUGCUUUUUCGUUCUUCCACGAAGUGAAGAGAGCUGGCUUCCGGCACAAUGUCUCCACCUAUGCUGUGCUUGUUGCAAUUUUAUGUUCCUGGGGCUUGGAUAGGAUGUUGGAUUCUUUGUUCUUGGACCUUAUUGAACACCCACCAUUCCAAAUAUCAGAGUUGUUGGGAAAGCUGAAAGAGGAACUUGUUGUUGGUCAAUUGCUGGUUCGAGCUUAUGAUGCCUUAGUUAAGUCUUAUGUCAGUGUUGCCAAGUUUGAUGAUGCUAUAGAUGUUUUGUUCUCUGAAAAAAGGUGUGGAUUUGUUCCACAUAUCUUCACCUGUAACUUUCUUAUGAACCGCUUGAUUGAGCAUGAUAAAAUUAAAACGGCUCUGACCGUAUACAAGCAGUUGAAAAGUAAUGGCUUGAGCCCCAAUGGUUACACCUAUGUAAUUGUUAUCAAGGCACUCUGCAAGAUGGGUCUCUUAGAAGAAGCUUUGAAUGUGUUUCUGGAGAUGGAGGAAGCUGGGAUUACCCCGCCUGCCUUUGCUUAUACAGUGUAUGUUGAAGGGCUUUGUGUCAAUCAGGCUUCAGAUAUAGGGUAUCAAGUACUCCAAACAUGCAUAGAUGCAAAUAUCCCAAUUGACAUGUAUGCUUAUACUGCUGUGAUUCGUGGGUUCUGUAACGAGGCAAAGUUGGAAGAAGCUGAGAAUGUCUUUCUUGACAUGGAAAAACAAGGUAUAGUCCCAGAUGUGCAUACCUAUGGUGCAAUGAUUAAUGGCUAUUGUAAGGGCUAUAAUUUGGAAAAAGCUUUGACUCUUCAUAAUGAUAUGACGUCAAAAGGUAUAAAAACUAAUUGUGUGAUUAUUAGCACAAUUCUUCAAUGCUUGUGUAAGAUGGGCAUGCUUUCUGAGGUUGUAAACCAGUUUAACAAAUUUAAGGGUAUGGGAAUUUAUCUUGAUGAGAUUUCCUACGCCAUUGUGUUGGGUGCUUUAAGUAAGCUAGGGCAAGUAGAGCAAGCUGUAGAAUUGCUUGAAGAGAUGAAGGGCAAGAAAAUGAUAAUAGAUUUUAAGCAUUAUACAACUCUCAUUAAUGGUUAUUGUCUCAAAGGAGACAUGGGUAAUGCCUUGAAUCUUAUGGACGAAAUGAAGGAAAAGGUUUGCAAACCUGAUAUUGUUACUUAUAAUAUCCUUGUUGCUGGGUUUAUUAGAAAUGGCCUUGCAUUUGAGGCACUUUACCUUUUGAAUUUUAUGGAGGCAGAGGGUAUAAAACCAGAUAGUGUAGGACACAAAAUGAUAAUUGAAAAUUUAUUCGAAGGAGGAAAGGUUGAAGAAGCUGAAUUGUUUUUUAACCAUUUGAAAGUUAAGAGUGAGGGUAGCUGUUCUGCCAUGAUUGGUGGAUAUUGUGAUGUCAACAAUACACGAAAGGCCUACGAACUUGUUGUUAAUUUGUCAAAGCAAGGAAAUUUAGCAAGUAAAAUUUCCUACUUUAAACUACUCGGUAAACUUUGUAUGGAAAGUGAUCAUGACAGAGCUCUUAACUUGCUUCUGACAAUGUUGGACUCGAAUGUAGAAACUACCAAAAUUUUCUAUGACAAACUCAUUGCUUCUCUAUGCCAGACCGGAGAUGUGAAAAAGGCUCAGUUAGUUUUUGAUGAUUUAAUUAAGAGAGGGUUGACUCCUAAUGCCAUUAACUACACAAUGUUGAUAAACAGCUACUGCAAAAAGAACCAUUUGCAAGAAGCCUAUGAUCUGUUCCAAGAUAUGAAACAGAUAGGUAUCCAACCUGAUAUAACCACAUACACAGUUUUGCUUGAUGGUCAUUUCAAAACAAAUGCUAUGGAAAAGAAUGAAGCAAUUAAGGUUUCAACUAUUAUGAAAGAAAUUGAGGAAAGGGAAAUAAGAACAGAUGCAAUCUAUUACACUGUUUUUAUAGACUACCAUUGCCAGAAAGAGAAGAAGAAAAAUAGUAUUUCAUUUCCUAAUAAACAUGCUAUGUCGUUUCUUGAUGAAAUGAUAGAAAGAGGAGUAGAACCUGAUGUGGUUACCUUUACAGCUCUCCUGUGGGGUUCUUUUUUGAGGAGAAGAGAUGCUGUGAGAAGGGCUGUAAACCUUCUUGACGAGAUCGUUGAGAAUGAGAUGGAUGCUAAAACAAUAUUGUAGGAUGGUUGCACAAGGUCUUUUCUCAAGGAGAAGAAAGGUGCAACUUUGGAAAUAAAGAUGUUAUACAUAAAUUUAGAGCCAAAAGAAAGUAGACGAGCUUCCGUUGAUGUUUUCUUGAAGGCAGCAUAGCAUGAUAGCUUUGAUUAUGCUAUUUGACAUGUUCUCCAAGACGUGCCUGCUGAUAGCCUGCUGCUGAAAUCAGAAUUGUUUGGUUGUAGGAGAAACUACACGCAGACCUAUAACAAGAACUUCUUUGAACUCUUUACCUACAAGCAUUAGGACAGAAUCAUGGUUGGACUUCUCUCUUAUUGCGUGACACAAGGAUAGUGGAAUGUGGUCUUGUGGUUUGUUUUCUAGUAGAUAAAUUGGUAAAUAAAUUGUAUUUACGGCCAUGAUCAGCUUAUCAAGGAAACAGAAUUUGCAGGCUUACUGCUGUUAAAUUCACUUGAGAAACAAAAAGAUGAAGAGGACAAGUUUAAACCUGAGGCCCGUGAAACGUGGAAGUAAUGAUGGCCCAUAAUAUGCUUCCAUUCCAUUAUUGUGGGUUUUAUAUAAAGGAAGGUGGCUCUUGUAGAAGAAUCAAAAGUUUGAGGAAAACUAGAAUGUCCAUCUGCAAGACACGCUGUAUGGCAUGGAAAUGAAAUUCUCAAACAAGUCCCAUGGGUACCCGCUGAAGCAGUUAUCUCAUCUCAUAGAAACGGUCUGUCUGUUGUUUCUGUGUACCUAUCAUAUUCGGAUUUUGUUGAUAUCUCUGUUUAUGGCAAGCAACCUAUAUAGAAACAAAUGAGCACCGCUCUUUUAGGAUACUAGACAUGUUAUUUAUGAAUGUGUUGGAUUUGGCCUUUUGGAUCUUAGAAAGGACUUGUUUGUAAAUUGGUUCUGUGUAGACUUAAUAGUACAAUGCUUUACCUUA
Messenger RNA from Ziziphus jujuba (common jujube), 3632 nucleotides. Its product is annotated as pentatricopeptide repeat-containing protein At2g26790, mitochondrial. Bases 275 to 2719 code for a protein of 814 amino acids. Lineage: Eukaryota; Viridiplantae; Streptophyta; Magnoliopsida; Rosales; Rhamnaceae. The transcript has 6 exons. Gene Ontology annotation, molecular function: protein binding. The record is from RefSeq and is a predicted model, not a curated record.